This is a messenger RNA of Olea europaea var. sylvestris, 1357 nucleotides long. Its product is annotated as acyl-CoA--sterol O-acyltransferase 1-like. The coding region runs from base 13 to 1173 and encodes 386 amino acids. The transcript has a single exon. The record is from RefSeq and is a predicted model, not a curated record. NCBI's taxonomy places the organism in Eukaryota, Viridiplantae, Streptophyta, Magnoliopsida, Lamiales, Oleaceae. Gene Ontology annotation, biological process: lipid metabolic process.
AUCAGAGAGAGCAUGGAGGGAGAGAUCAAGAUUUUCUUUAUGGUGUGGUCUUCAAUACUCCUAUCAGUAUGCUAUUGUUAUGCCAUAGCUAAACAAACUGGUAAAGGUACAACAAGAUUAUGCAUGUUCAUGCCUGUAAUAUGUCUCUUUUUUGUUCUUCCUAUGAACUUAAACUCUGUCAAUUUAGGUUGUCUAACUGUAUUUUUUGUCACAUGGUUAACUUCUUCUAAAUUGCUACUCUUAGCAUUUGGAACUGGCCCUUUGUCCAAUCCAUCACUCCCCCUUUCUCAUUUUCUUGUCAUUUCUUGUUUUCCAAUUGUGAUGCAAUACCAACCCACAACUUUAAAAUCUCCUAUAAACGACGAAAAUUCAGAGAAGUCUCCUGUUAAUGGAGAACAUAUGAACCCUAAUAUGCAUAGGAAAAACAGUGUGAAAUCCCUUUUGCAUUAUGGAAAUCAGGGUUUGUUUUUGAUAUUUUUGCUGAUUUUGAAUCUUUAUAGACACAAAUUUCACCAAGAUUUUAUAGCAUUCAUCACGUGCUUGUUUAUCGUCGUUGGCUUGGAAGUGAUGCUAGGGGUGGUGGCCGUUAUUGGUCAAUUCUUGUUAAGAACGGAGGUCGAGUCACCAUUUAAUAACCCGUAUUUCGCGUCCUCGUUGAAAGACUUUUGGGGUCGAAGAUGGAAUUGUGUAACCUCGAACACUCUACGUUUGGUUGUAUACGGCCCAAUCCUCAAGAAUGUGUCGAGGAUCGUUGGUCCAAAUUUGGCUGUAACAUCGGCCUUACUAGGUACAUUCCUCGUGUCUGCAUUCAUGCACGAGAUCAUUGUUUACUAUUUAUGCCGCGUUAUGCCUAGAUGGGGUACAACAACGUUCUUCCUUGUUCAAGGGCUAUGCAUCAUAGCCGAGAACAAAUUGAUUGGGAAAAUUAACGUUAAAUGGCGCGUGCCACAACUAAUCACAGGGCCAUUGGUGUUUGGUUUUGUUGUAUACACAUUCAUGAGGCUAGUCUUGCCAGAACUGCUUGAAUACAAAGUGGAUGAAAGAGCAAUUGCAGAGUAUGCAGCUGUGUUUGAUUUUGUGAAGGAUGCAAGCUUGAAUUGGGUGAAGUUUGGUACAAAUUUCUGGUACAAAACUUGGAAGGAAACAGCAUACGUUUGUCAACACAUUCAAUGAAGGUUAUUAGCAAAGAAAAAUUGUUGGAGUAAUACAACAUAAUGAUUGGUAAUGAGACUUAGUGGUCUUUGUUUGCCCUGCAAUGUUUUGCACUAGAAGUGUCGCAUUCUAAAAUGGCCCGACCCGUCGCUAUAGUUAAGUUUAAAUAACAAAAUAUGUUAUCGUAAAUCAAUUUUCAUUUAGU